ACAGCGGCGGCGGCGGAGCGCAUUCAUAUAUACGGUGUGCCCUAAUUCUCUGCCGGAGGAAAAAAAUAAAGUUUAUGCCUUUUGGAACUCCGGCGAGAUUAAACGAUGUCAUACGACGAUGUUGAGAUAGAAGAUAUGGAGUGGAACGAAGAGAUACAAGCGUACACGUAUCCUUGCCCUUGUGGCGACUUGUUCCAGAUUACGAAAGAGGAUCUCCGGCUCGGCGAAGAGAUCGCGAAUUGUCCAAGUUGCUCCCUCUAUAUCACCGUCAUCUACAAUAUGGAAGAUUUUCAAAACGAUACCAAGAAGAACAACGAACCUAAAACUCCUCAGCCUGUCGCCGUUGCCUGAGGU
Camelina sativa (false flax) is the source of this 354-nucleotide messenger RNA. RefSeq names its product diphthamide biosynthesis protein 3. The record is from RefSeq and is a predicted model, not a curated record. Gene Ontology annotation, cellular component: cytosol. Gene Ontology annotation, biological process: protein histidyl modification to diphthamide. Gene Ontology annotation, molecular function: metal ion binding. NCBI's taxonomy places the organism in Eukaryota, Viridiplantae, Streptophyta, Magnoliopsida, Brassicales, Brassicaceae.